AUGAUUUCUCGCAGUGUAAGGAUAAGGACCUUAAGAAGGUCCGUGGCCAUCUUUGCGAAGAGUCAUACUAGAUCAAUAGCGAAGUCUACUCUGCAAAGAGCUACCAUGAUAGCUGAUGCUAGGCCAACGCCAGCGCCCUCUUUCAAUAGGCUGGAAGGACCUAUAGCUAAAGAAGAGCGCCAGAAUGAUAUUACGAUGGACGACUCUUUCAUAGGGUUAACAGGAGGAGAAAUAUUUCACGAGAUGAUGUUGAGACAUAAGGUUGACACAGUGUUUGGGUACGCAGGUGGUGCAAUCUUACCUGUGUUUGAUGCUAUCUACAAUUCUGAAAAAUUCAAAUUCGUCUUACCGAGACACGAACAGGGUGCUGGUCAUAUGGCUGAAGGAUACGCUAAGGCAACUGGGAAGCCUGGUAUUGUUUUGGUAACUUCUGGUCCUGGUGCUACUAAUGUAAUAACUCCAUUGGCAGAUGCGCUUAUGGACGGUGUUCCUAUCAUUGUAUUCACUGGACAGGUGCCUACGACUGCUAUUGGAACAGAUGCCUUCCAAGAGGCUGAUGUCAUAGGUAUUUCAAGAUCGUGUACUAAGUGGAACGUUAUGGUAAAAAACGUUGCAGAGCUUCCUAAACGCAUAAAUGAAGCUUUUGAAAUCGCUACUACUGGUAGGCCGGGUCCUGUUUUAGUUGAUUUGCCAAAAGAUGUCACUGCAGCAAUUUUGAGAGAAUCUAUUCCAAUUAAUACUACCCUACCAUCAAACGCUUUGAGCAUUAUUACUAGAAGAGCAGCAACAGAGUUUACAUUAGAGGCUAUUAAGAGAUCGGCUGCCCUUUUAAAUCAGGCAAAGCGUCCGAUCAUCUAUGCUGGUGCAGGUAUCUUGAAUAAUGAGGAGGGACCUGCUUUAUUAAAAGAAUUAGCAGAUAAAGCACAGAUACCUGUUACCACCACCAUCCAGGGUUUGGGUGGAUUCGAUCAAAGAGACCCGAAGUCAUUGGACAUGUUAGGUAUGCACGGAAAUGCCGCCGCUAAUACUGCUAUGCAGCACGCUGACUUGAUCAUUGCUCUUGGAGCAAGAUUUGAUGAUAGAGUCACAUUAAAUGUCAGGAAAUUUGCACCGAAGGCGAAACAAGCAGCUUUAGAAGGCAAGGGGGGUAUUAUUCACUUUGAAAUAUCUCCUAAGAAUAUCAACAAGGUUGUCGAAGCAACAGAGGCCAUCGAAGGUGACGUGGCCACUAACUUGAGUAAAUUCAUCCCGUUAGUUGAAAAAGUUGAAAGUAGACCAAACUGGAUGAAUCAAGUUCAAGAAUGGAAAGAAAAGUAUCCUUACAACUAUCUGUUGGAGACCCCGGGCUCUUUAGUAAAGCCUCAAACAUUAAUCAAAGAAAUAGCAAAACAAUCAGCUACCUAUAACAAAGAUGUCAUUGUUACCACUGGUGUUGGACAACAUCAAAUGUGGGCUGCCCAACACUUUACCUGGACUCAACCCAGAACCAUGAUUACUUCAGGGGGUUUGGGUACAAUGGGUUUCGGAUUACCUGCUGCUAUUGGUGCACAAAUCGGUAAACCAGAUGCUAUUGUUAUUGACAUUGAUGGCGAUGCAUCCUUUAACAUGACGUUAACAGAGUUAUCGUCUGCGGUUCAAGCUAAUGCUCCCAUUAAGGUUUGCGUCUUGAAUAAUGAAGAGCAAGGGAUGGUGACACAAUGGCAAUCAUUGUUUUACGAACAUAGGUACGCUCAUACCCAUCAAUCCAAUCCUAACUUUAUGAAACUUGCUGAUGCGAUGGGUGUUAAGGGAAUUAAGAUAUCUACUCAAGAGGAAUUAGUUCCAAAAGUGAAGGAGUUUUUGGAUUAUUCCGGACCUGUUUUAUUAGAAGUUAUCGUUGAAAAGAAAGUUCCCGUUUUGCCCAUGGUGCCGGCAGGAUGUGGUUUAGAUGAAUUUAUCGUCUAUGAUGCUGAGGUGGAGAGACAAGAAAAUGAAUUAAGGAAAGAAAGGACCGGUGGAAAACAUUGA
Messenger RNA from Priceomyces carsonii, 2007 nucleotides. It is a transcript of the gene ILV2, whose product is annotated as acetolactate synthase catalytic subunit. The coding region runs from base 1 to 2007 and encodes 668 amino acids. Gene Ontology annotation, molecular function: magnesium ion binding; flavin adenine dinucleotide binding; acetolactate synthase activity. The record is from RefSeq and is a predicted model, not a curated record. Gene Ontology annotation, cellular component: mitochondrion; acetolactate synthase complex. Gene Ontology annotation, biological process: L-valine biosynthetic process. NCBI's taxonomy places the organism in Eukaryota, Fungi, Ascomycota, Pichiomycetes, Serinales, Debaryomycetaceae. The transcript has a single exon.